Molecule: messenger RNA, 4301 nt
Organism: Hydractinia symbiolongicarpus
Lineage: Eukaryota; Metazoa; Cnidaria; Hydrozoa; Anthoathecata; Hydractiniidae
Product: nuclear pore complex protein Nup155-like
Exons: 36
Coding region: 46-4095 (1349 amino acids)
Biological process (GO): protein localization to nuclear inner membrane; protein import into nucleus; RNA export from nucleus
Cellular component (GO): nuclear pore inner ring; nuclear pore
Molecular function (GO): structural constituent of nuclear pore
Source: RefSeq, a predicted model, not a curated record
CAAAACACAUGUAUUUUCUAGGACACAAGUAUAUUUUCCCAAAAAAUGGAGGUGUUACCUGGGAAGCAGUUUGUUCCUGAAAUGCUAACAAUGUCAUUAAAAGAAGUUGAUCAACAGAUGUUGAAUGAUUCAAAAUCUCCACUUCUAGAAGAACAGCUGAGUUGUAAUGUGUAUCCUACUUUAUCUGGUAUGAAAGACUUUGAUUACCCGUUAAUUCCAAUUUUCACUGACAAUGCAUCAACAACAUCGACAUAUGAAAAACAGUUAACAUCCAUCAAAAGAGUUCCAUUGCCAGAUGAACUUGUGGAACAGUUUUCACAUAUGCAAUGUAAUUGUGUGAUGGGUGUAUUUCCUGAAAUCAGCAGAGCAUGGUUGGCAAUUGACAGUGAUAUUUAUUUUUGGAUAUAUGAAGAUGGGACAGAUGUUGCAUAUUAUGACGGAAUUAAAGAAGUUAUUUUAGCCGCUGGGCUAAUUCAACCUAAAGAAGGUGUUUUCCAUGAUCAUAUCAAGUACCUGCUCUGUGUUACAACACCAGUCACCAUAUAUUUAUUUGGAAUAAGCUUCUCACCAAAAGACCCAAUUAUGUGUGGAAACUCUCAUGGGAGCAUUCAACUACAUCCAGAAGCUUUGUUUACUGUUCCUACAGACAAUAUUUACAUGACCUCUGUGUGUGGCACAAACAAUGGAAGAAUUUUUCUUGCUGGAAAAGACAGUUGUUUGCAUGAAAUUGUAUACAAGACACAAUCAAGUUGGUUUGGUAAACAAUGCUACAGGGUCAACCAUACAGCCAGCAAAAUGUCAUUUCUCGUUCCUGCUUUUUUAUCAUAUGUCUUUUCUUCAGAUGAUCCGGUAUGCCAACUUGCCAUAGACAAUUCACGAGGAACUUUAUUUUGCAGAACAGAAGCGGGUGAUAUAAAGGUUUACUACCUAGGACAGAAUAUGGAGCAUAUGAAUUUCGUAGCUGGCCUUAACAUGUCUAGUAUAACAAAACAAGCACAAUAUGUAGUCAGGACUGUUGAUUCUCGUUACUUUGAAAAAAUCGUACAUGUGGCACCAGUUCCCAGGACAGAUUCUGCAUAUAUUCAUGCAGUUGCCAUAACACAAGCAGGUGUCCGCCUGUAUUUUACUACUACUAAUAUCAAUGACCCACAUGGGGAGCCAUCAUGUCUAAAACUUGUGCAUGUGAGAAUGCCAACUGGAUUUGCACCAUCGAUAGCUUAUGAAAAACCAUCAAAUGUACACACAGGGUUUUACAGAAAAGGUACAUCUCUUUUGAUCGCAAAUGUGUCUGAAGGAUUGGAUAGAAUGUGGUGCUUUGGUCAAGAUUUGUUUCCAUUCAAAUCUCCUUUAAAAGAAAGCCAGUCUGUGGCUCGUAUUGAUGGUCAUACUUGGUGCCUUACAGAAAUACCUGACUUUUCUGACACUUCUGGGGUGCCAUAUUAUUUAUUUAACGAAGAAUUUCCAGAUCCACCUGCAGUAGUAACUGAGCAUGUCUUACCCAUCCGAAGAUUUGUUCUCCUGAGUGCACAGGGUAGUCACAUCAUAACUACAUUGAGACCUCUGGAUCAGUUACGAAUGUUGUUACAUGCGAGUUGCAGUGGUGAAUCCGAUACCAUUGAAUCUUUUUUCAAACACUAUGGUGUUGAUCAAGCAUGCGCUAUUUGUCUAAUACUUAUAUGUCAAUGUGUUGAAUCAGAAGGUCAGCUGAUUGAUCUUGCUACACAAGCAUUUUUCCGUUAUGGAGGAGAAACUAGUGAAACUAGUGGCUAUCUAGGGCGGACUACAGUAUCAGCGAAUAAUUUCAAUGCAAUCCCAAACACAAUAUGUAGCCCAAUACAAGGUGGAAGCAGUGAAGGAAGCUAUUUAUCAACACCACAUGGAUAUCAUCCACAAUCGAUUCAAACUCCUGCACCACCAAGCAUUUUGAAUUCGACUGUUAUCCAGCCUGGUGCUGGUACUGAACAAGUUAGCUCACACUCUGGCAAACAUAAUGGACUGUAUUUAUAUUUCUCAAGAAUUUUACGCCCUGUUUGGAAUUUUCCAAUGAUUCAUCUUGUCGCUAUGGAACCCAAACCACAACAGUUUUCCAGUCGUCUCUCUGCUUCUGAAUUAUCUUGGUUCAUUGAGCUACUGACAAAAUUAAAGAACUUCAUUGGUUCACAUUCACACAUUGUUGCAGCGCAAUCUCCAACUUAUAUACAUACUUUUGUCAACUCUUCUUCAACAGAUGUUCAAUGUGCGAAUGAAAAAAGAAGUUUAGAUGCUUUUCAUCAGUUGUUGACGUUGUCCAUAGAAGCACUGGAGUUAUGGAGAAUACUGUGUGAACAUAACAUAAGCACCCUAUAUGAAGCUUUACCCAUGGAUGUUAAAGAAAAGCUUUUGCAUACAGCAUUUAAGGAUCUGUUUGCACCAACUGGCAGGGAGUUAAGCUCCAAUCUCAUAAAUGCAGUGAUGUCAAUGUAUUUACAUGACAACUCGGCUGUCGAGUCAAUCAGUUCGAAACUUCGAUCAGUGUGUCCGUCAUUAUAUUCUGCUAAUGAUGCACUCUGCAGCAAGGCAAAUGAACUGUUAAUUGGAAUAUCGUUAUUACAUAAUCCAGUCGAGAAGGAGAAACUUGCACAAGAGGCAAUAAUGAUUUAUUCAAAAGUACCUGACCUGGUCGAUUUAAAAUGGAUAUGUAACCAGUUGAAAUCAAGUUCUUGUUAUAAUGAAAUAGUACAAUUAUGUCUAACGACUGCUCUAAAACAAGACCCCAAAGGAAUAGCUCUUCAUUUUUAUAAAAGUGGUGAACCUCGAGACGACAUUGAAGGAAUGGAGAGUUUCGCCAUAAGGCGUGAGAGUUACAUGUACAUUAUGGAUACUCUGCAAGAACUGUUGGCAUCUAUCAACACGUAUCCGAUCUCUUCUUCACUACCAUCAAAGCCGGGACCACCGGCACCUUCGGAAAAUUUGAUAUCACAAGAAACGGCUAGAAAACAUUUUCAUGGUAUGCUUUCACAAUGUUUGAAAUCUGGAGAUGAGCUGUUUCAUGUGACGUUGUAUCAAUGGUUCAUUCGAACUAAUCAGACAGAUAGGUUGUUAGAGAUAAAAUCGCCGUUUCUUGAGCAGUACCUGAUCGCCACAGCAGCAGAACAGCAUCCAAACAAUAAAGAAGUUCUUGAUUUGUUGUGGAAGUUUUAUGAGAAAAAUAAGAACUUUAUGUCUGCCGCCAAACUGUUGAUGAAGCUGUCUGAAAAAGAGGGACCAACUCUUACAAUUCAAAAUCGUUUGGAGUAUUUAUCUCGUGCUUUGAUUAGUGCUAAAAGUGCUCCCGUAAAUACAGACAUAGAUGGAGAAUUUCUUCAAGAAGUAGAGGAGAAACUAGAGGUUGCUCAGAUCCAACUUAAAAUAUUUGAUCAACUCUCGCAGAAAAAUAUCCAAGCCAACACCAAAGAUAAAGCUCUUAUUGAGUUAAAUUUGAAAUUGUUGGACAUAUCUACGUUGUAUGGCGAUUUUGCAGAAGUUUAUUCAUUGCAUGAAUGUAAACUGGCCAUUGUACAAUGUGCUGGUCACAGUGAUGUUACUUUGGUGGAAAAAAUAUGGCAGGAUAUUAUUGAGACAAGCUUCAACGAAUGUAAAUCACUAAGCCCAGCAAGUAAAAUGCAAACAAUUUCACAACAAAUAAUUCACCUUGGAAAUACAUAUGUGCAGCAUCCAAGAUACUUCCCAAUAAACUUCUUACUUCUGUACUUGGAAAAGAAAUCAUGUGAGAUGCAUUUUAAUGAACCUUGGGUAUUCACAAUGCUCCAACAGAUUGGUGUGUCAUUUCCAGUUCUUUUACAAAAUUACGUCGCUCUUCAUCAAUCCAGAGAGAAAAUCUGGCAGCGUUUGGGAAAGCCUCUGCACAUGUUUCACGUGAUAUCGUGUUUGUUUGUCAACUUUCUGGAAAAUAUUACUGAAUACCGAGCCGAAAGUUUAUCACUGACAAGAAGUAUAGACGAGCGGACAACAACCUUUCUUGUUGAAUUGGAAACCAUGAACACAAGUGAUCUGGAAGUCAAGAAUUUGCUAACUCGAUUUAAAGGAGUACAAGCUAGAUUGAAAAGAAUGCUGUAACUUUUGUUGGUGGUGUAAAAGUCAAUGAGAGUGCCCUCAGAAUGACAACGUCAUUCGUCGUACUGAAACAAUUUGGCCUGUGGAGGAGAGUAGUUGCCUUCUUACAGGAUAUGUUAUUAUAUGGAGAAAAUAUAAUUGUGCUUUGUAAAUUAAACAUUUUUGUAAAGGGUAGAGAGAACCAUUUUUCUUAUUUUUAUUCAAAGAAA